Cladophialophora psammophila CBS 110553 is the source of this 1563-nucleotide messenger RNA. RefSeq lists its product as uncharacterized. The record is from RefSeq and is a predicted model, not a curated record. NCBI's taxonomy places the organism in Eukaryota, Fungi, Ascomycota, Eurotiomycetes, Chaetothyriales, Herpotrichiellaceae. Bases 1 to 1563 code for a protein of 520 amino acids. The transcript has a single exon.
AUGGGCUACCCCAAGUCGAGGCUUCGACACGCCCUUGAUGUGUACCACAGGGCCUGGCAACGUUCGACCUCCGCACUCAGAACCAAAGAGCGUCAUUUGCGCAAAGAUUAUCAGCUCCGACGAGUCAAGCCUACUUCCAACUUUGUGCAAGCCGUAUCUUGGUAUGAAGACGAUUCAUCCGAUGAAUAUAAUCCGAGCACAGCGAAGAGACGUCGACAUGCGGUCCGCAAAACAUCAAAAGUUAAACGAGCUAAACAUGAAACUAAGCCAGCAAUAUCAACUCUUACCCCAGCUCCUCAUGACAGAUCUUCCGGGGCUCCAGUGACUCUCAGACUGCGGUCCAAUGCUGGUAGGGUCCUCUUAGGGGACCUUGCCAAUAAAGAUUGUAGCACUAGCUACGAGACAAAAUCUUAUGCUGAGGCUGCUGCUGACACAAAAGGAGGCGUCACCAAGGGUGGUGCAAGCUGCAAUUCAAAUCAUGGACAACAACACGGUGCUCUUUCGGACAAGACGGGGUUGGAAAUACAAGAUGAAGAGGGUGACAAGGUCGGCGCAGGAACAAACCGCAGCGGUUUGAGGAGGAAUACGGAUAUUCUGGCGAAGAUUCGUGGAUGUACAGCGUGCCAGGAAGCCAAUAAGCGAUGCUCUGCGACAUGUAACGGGCUACCGUGCAAACGGUGCCAAACCGAAGGUGUAGAGUGUGCUGAGCACGGCCCGGAGGAGCCAAAGGGAUCUCAGGACGUCUCUGAUAUUGUUCCCGCCAACAUCCACCAGAACCCCUAUUCACCUGCUCAACCGUCACCUAUCCAGAUUAUUCGAGCUGCGGCAGUGGAGAUCCAACAAGCCCAAAGCGUGCUAGCUGGAGCUUCCAGGGAUGACCCAAUCAUUCUAGAUUCACCUCGAUCGUCGCCCGAACCCGUAUCACAGAACGAGGUAUUCACCAUACAAACCCCGUGGGCCCACCCGAUCAAUUUCAAGUAUUUGGAAACGUCAGAGCAGCCAUGUCACUUUUGCCACGAUUUUAGAUACGGAAUCUACGGCUAUGGUCCCAUCAGCGCCGACGUCUUCCAAUUUCCGGGGGAGACAGAGCUUCGAGAGGCGGGUAAUGGGCAUCAGUCUAGGGGCAAAGAGGCAACGCGCAUGUGCGUCAACUGUUCUCUCAACCGCCUCUAUAUUUCCAGAUGCAGGGUACAUUCGAUGCAACGAUUUGCAAUUCGAUCCGACCAGGUUUAUUACAAGUACAUCAGCCAGUUGAUCGAUGAAGGGUAUCCUCAAGGACCGGCUCUCAAGCACGGCGCGUACUACUCGUGUUCGCUAUGCUGCCAACCUGCGUUCUGGAGAUGCUGUGCCGACCAGCGGGUCGAUAAGUAUUUGAGGAAGGUGGAGGAUGGCAAAGGCAGAGGUUGCGGGUUGAUUCUUUGUGAAUCGUGCGUUGCGCAGGUGAAAGCGGAUCAAGGAGUAUUAAAGAGAUCGACAGCGCAGGAGGUCAACGGGCACGAUACUCGACGUGCGGACAUGGAAUUCCUGUUUGCCGGGAGUUUGCUUCACAAGGCCUGGGCCUGA